CGAUCAUCUCGUUGCCGCAGAUCUUUUUAGCAAAAUUUCCGACCGAAAUGCUGCCAUUUAUUAGAUCUCUGGUGGACGAGCACGCUUGUACCUGCACAGAGCUAUCGAUGACUAUGAUCAUAUGACAUUUCACGGCACAGUAAGUGGGGCUCUAGUGACACUUCCUAGCCUCUGCUGGCGAAAACGACCAUGUCGAUCCCUUCUUUCAUUCCUAGCAGCUUUUUGCCAUACCUACCAAAAUCCACCACCUCCCUCUAUCCUCUUUCACCUCAAGAUCUACUUGGACACAUUGCGAUCUUGCGAGAACUCUACCUCCCGCCUAUACACGGAGGCUUUAAUGCUUCGGAUCUGAGAGAUUUGGCGGCGGAGGAGGAGGACGACGACGACGACGAGGAAGAUGAUAGCGGGAGCUCGAAGAAUGGGCUCAGAGUGACGGUUAAGAAGCUUGGAGGUCUUCACCUCGAUACUGGGUCCGAUGGUCUUGGCAAAGGGAACGACGAAAGCGAUGACGAUGGAUCUGAAGGAGCAGUAUCAAUGGACGAGAAUGAUGUCGAUGACGGUGCCGAAGCGGCGCAUCUUGACCCGUUCGAGAGAGAUUGGGCCACGAAAUGGUUGAGCGGAUUACUUCGACGUGCACAAUCAUGGAUGGAGGAGAGAGAAUCGGAAGAGUCGAUCGUGGACGAGCAUGGUACAGAGUACAGGGAUAUAGAGGCGGUGUUGAGGGACGCUACGGCCGUCAUGGCUAUGAUGGCUGGGACAAGUGCCGCUGGCUCUCUCACUCGCCAUCUCGUCUUCCCUGUUCAUCCUUCUCUAGCGCCUCAUAUCAGAGCCCUCAAUGCUUCGCUCGCUCCAACUCCUGCGAUGUCACCGGAGACAUCAAACUUUCUCACUUCUCUCGCUACAUCCCCUACGUCUCCUCUCGUCCCUUUUCUCUCUGCUCGAGAGAUGUCCUCAUCGCCAAAGACCAUUCGGAGACGCGCAAGCUCCGUGGCUCGAUCCACGCGAUCCCAGAAUGCCCUAUCGACUUCACCAGAAACAGUCCGAACGUUUGUCAGUACGAGCUCCGGACGCCGAUAUCGGAAGACUUCAAGACGGCGGGCAUUGAUCCCUGUUCUCCUGCACGAUGCCCCAAUGGCGGAUCACCUCAGUGUAGGCGUACAAACUUGGGGCAGUGCGAUCCUGCUCGGUCGAGAGAUCUCACUCCAUCCCGAUGAAUUUGAGUUGUUCCCGAAAGCUGGCUGUCGAGGUAAGAGGAUCCUCGAACUUGGAGCUGGAACAGGUCUCUUAUCGAUCCUGUGUCGCAAGCUCUUGACACUGCACGACUCGACUGUAGAGGUGUCACCGCCGCCUGAACAUUUAGUCCUCGCCACCGACUUUCAUCCGGACGUCUUGAACAAUCUCAAAGUCUGUGUGGAUCUCAAUUUCCCACCUCAGACUGGAUUGGUCGACAAUCCACCGGCUCAUGGCGUCGACAUUGCUCAAUUAGACUGGCGCGAGUUUCCGGCCGCGAUGGAGAAGAGGUUGAGUCAUGAAGCAGUGGUUAAGGACUCGUCGCUUGACAGCGGUACAGGAGCCAUGUACGACGAGCCUUUCGAUCUCGUAUUAGCUUCAGAUUGCGUAUACGAUCCAACACACUCGGAGCUCUUAUAUCAAGUCGCCAGUUGGGUUCUACGCCUCCCCGAUCCCUCCAUUCCUGGAGACGCAGGCGGGACAUUCCACAUUCUUUCUCCUCUACGGCCGACGUUCACACCAGAGAUCGAAUCCAUCGAUGUUCAUUUCCCAACGCAUCGAUCAUAUCGUGAUAGCAGUGAUCAGAAGGACGUCCCACCCUCUCUCGGUCUAGGCAGGAGCAGAGGGCUGCGCCUUGGAACGAGAGGAUCUGGCAAGCGUUCAGUCAGGGGAAAACGCGGCGAAGGCAGGACGGAUGAGGUCUUGGGAUACUGGUGGUGGGAUAUUGGCUGGGAAUAGCUCGAUCAAAAGACUCAGCAUGCCUUCGACAGGCCUGGUCGGCGAUGACAUGGCUAGUAUUCGGCUAAAGCUUGCUAGAUCGCUAAUGCCGUCUGAGACGGUUGGCAUUCGCUGUAUCGUUUCGAGCUCACCAGAAUACUGCUCAGUUUCCAAGGGUUCUAGAUGGUUGCCGCACCCUUUGUGCCCCACGCAUCCUUUGAGCCUGCAAUGGGCCAAAAGUUCACC
Kockovaella imperatae is the source of this 2193-nucleotide messenger RNA. RefSeq lists its product as hypothetical. The record is from RefSeq and is a predicted model, not a curated record. NCBI's taxonomy places the organism in Eukaryota, Fungi, Basidiomycota, Tremellomycetes, Tremellales, Cuniculitremaceae. Bases 190 to 1968 code for a protein of 592 amino acids. The transcript has 3 exons.